AUGGGGCGGCCGGGCAGUCCGACGGAGAACUUCCACGGCUUCGAGGAGAACGAUCUCUCCAACCUGCCGGCGCUGGUCGAGAAGGUCCUCGAAGAUCAGCAUGAAGAGCUCCUGCGGCACUUGGACAAGCGCUUGGAGCGCCACUUUGCUCAGCUCAUGAACGGUUGGUCGCCGCCACCGCCGCGGCAGACCUUUUUCUCUCAAGCCUCGAAGCUCUCGCGGUCGACCAGCCGGGUGACCGGUUCCAGCUUGCCGGCACUGAAGCGAUUGCAGUCCGAGCUGCCAAAUCCUCCGUCCAUGCCCCGCCAAAUGUCGCCCGCAUCGCCCAUGUUCCGCCAAAUGUCGCCGGCAUCGCUCAUGCCCCACGGGAUGUCGCCCACAUCGCCCAUGUCUCGUGGGGCGUUGUUCGGCUACGAGUUGACGGAUGAGCCUCAGAUGCCCAAGGUGGUGGCGAAUCUUUCGGACAACUCUGCCAGCAGCAACCUGGUGCUUCCGGUCUCCCUUGACGAGGAGAAGCAUGAGGACCCUGUCAGCGCGACGGGGACCUCCGGCCGCAACACCGUCCAGUCCGCCGCCUCCGAGGUGAAACACUCGGAGGAGGGGCUGAACAGCUAUGACUUGGCUCACCGGCAGGGCUCGAAGGUGGACUUCUUCAAGAAGCAGAUGAUGAUGUCCUCCAGCGAUGUGGUGGGAGGAUCAGAUGAGUUCCAAGCGAACGGUGUUUGGUCCCGCUGUCAACAGCGCGUCGCCUACGUUGUAAAGUCCAAUCUUUGCGAGCUCUUCUUCGCUCUCAUGAUCGUCACCAACUCCGUCUACUUGGGCGUGCAGCUGCAGAUGAGCGCGACCGACCCCAUCCAUGCGAAGGAAGCGGAACAAACCUUUACCGCGGUGAACUUGUUCUACGCUGUGGUCUUCCUAUUGGAGGUUCUGCUGCGCUUGGUGGCCUCGGGUGUGAAGAGAUAUUUCCUCUACCCUGGGUGGGGCUGGAACUGGUUAGAUGUCUUCGUGGUCACUUCGACCUGGGUCGAACUGGCGGUCAGUAUUUUCGAGGUGGAGGGCGCCAACGGCAUCUCCAACAGCAACCUCCGCCUACUGCGGGUGGUCAAGGUCUCCAGACUAGCGCGGGUGCUGCGGGUGCUGCGCAUCGUGCAGUACGUCCGCCCGCUGCGGACCCUGAUGCACUGCUUGGUGGACACCACGAAGUCCUUCGUGUGGGCAAUGCUCUUGUUGAUCCUGAUGAUGUACGUCUUUGGGCUCCUCUUCACGGACGCCUGUCUCGACUACCUGCGCGAGGCAGACGUGAACUUGGAGGAUCCGGAGGUCAAGCAAUUCCGCCGCUUCUUCGGAACCGUCACCGCCUCGGUGACCACCUUAUUCCGGGCCAUCUCCAAUGGCCUUGACUGGGGCGAUGCCGCGAACCUGCUACAGAUGUAUUUGGACGAGUUCUGGGUUCAACUCUUUCAUCUCUACAUCUCCUUCAUCAGUUUUGCCGUCUUGAACGUCAUGACCGGCGUCUUCUGCCAUUCUGCCAUCAAGGCAGCUGAAAGGGAUCACGAGAUGGUCAUCCAUGGGCUUUUGCAGAACAAGAAGGAAUUCAAAGAGUUGGUCUCGAAUCUCUUCUACCGCAUCGAUGAUUUGGGUCUGGGGAUGAUCACCAUCAGCGAGUUCGAGCGCCACUUCGACGACGACGCGGUCCGCGCCUUCUUCGAGUCCUUGGAGAUGGGCGCGGCUGACGCCUGGACGCUCUUUGCCGCGCUGGACGCGGACGGCGACAACGUCAUCAGCCUCAAGGACUUCACGGAGCGCUGUAUUCAGCUGCACGGUCCUGCGCGUUCGGUGGAUCUCUACGCGCUCACACAACAGAACGCGAAGUUGCGGGAGCAACUCAAGUACAUCGAGGAGAUGCAGCACUACCUGGCACGUGUGACAUUGAUGCGGCCAACGGGUGCCCAACAGGCCAAACCGGGCGCAGACAAAGGCCACAUGCUGAGGCCCAUGAUCGAACAUGAGGAACUGCCCAUCGGCAGCACCCUCACGUUCCGGCGAAUCUGGGGGUGGCGGCCACGGCUUCGCCGUGAGGUUCCCAUCGAAUGCUCCCUUCAUGUUUUCGCCAACACCACCACCGAAACUGGAAUCCUUGAUGCCCGAACAUCCAGGAAGGUGGACGAUAGGAAGGAAGUGGCCACUGCGUCUGUGGUUUCAGAGCAGAUUGCACAAUACACCCGUGACCAGUUUGAGGUCCUGCGAGAGCAGCACGCCGAGCUUUUGGAGCGCUUGGAUGGCUGGCUUCACCGCUUGAAUGAGACCCUUCAUGCGAGGGGAAGGGGGGCUUUGCCGCACGUGCCUUCAUGGCUCGUUUGGGUUGGCUGGCGUCCUGCCCAUCUCGAAGUGAAGAGCACCAGUGCCGACCUGCAAAAGAAGGUGCUAUAUCUCCCGGUGGCCCGCCAUGAGUGGAGUCCACCAGUGCCCAACGAGCCAACCGCAUCACUGAACUCCGAUGCUCCGUCGCAGGGGGCCGGUGCCGUCGCUGGACACGGCGGACACGGCCUUCACGACUUUGAGGCCGCCCACAACUUCCCUGGCCCCAACGGCCUCCCCGAGCUGCGGACGCGCUCCACGCGCUCGUCGCGCUCCUCCGCGCGGCGGCCGUCGAUGUCGAUGCUGUCGGAUGCCAGUCUGGAUAGCUAUUCGCGUGCUUUGCGCAAGGGCAGCAAGGUGGACACCUUCAAGAAGAUCGUCUCAGAAGAGGCAUCCAUGGCCCAAAGCUCGCCCAGUGCCUGCCGGAGAUGGUGCGCGCGGAUCAUGGGAUCACAAGCGGCAGAGGUGAUCUUCGCCAUGGCCAUUCUGAUGAAUUCGAUCACCGUUGGCGUGGAAUUGGAGUGGAUGGCAGCGAACCCGGAUGCUCCAGGCUAUCCGUUCCUGGCUGCGAACUGUGUCUACGCUGUGGUCUUCUUGGUGGAGGUCGUGCUAGGACUGAUUGCAUUUGGUCCCAGGCAAUACUUUUGCUCUCGUGGAUGCCUCUGGAACUGGCUGGAUGUCUUCGUGGUCUCAACGUCGUGGGCUGAGCUGGUCAUCGUCUUCUUCAGCAUCACCCCCUUCGGUGUGUUGCCCAGCGGCAGCUUGCGCAUGCUGAGAUUGAUCAAGGUCAGUCGCGUCGCUCGCGUGCUGCGGGUGCUGCGGGUGGUGAAGAUCGUGCAUUACAUCCGGCCCUUGCGGACGCUGGUGCAUUGUGUGGUGGACACCACCAAGUCGUUUGUUUGGGCCCUGAUCUUGCUUCUCCUCAUGAUGAUCUACGUCUUCGCCAUACUUUUUACGGACGCUGUCCUCGACCAUCUCAGCGACAUCAUCGUCACAGGGACCAACCCAGCAGACAUCGAGCGGAUAGAGGAGAUGAAAACUCUCUUUGGAACGGUCUACUUUUCCAUCAGCACGCUCUUCCAGUCCAUCUCGAAUGGCUUGGAUUGGGGUGAAGCGGCCCUCGUCUUGUCCCAAGUGGGAGUUCUUUGGGUGCUCGUCUACAAUUUGUACAUUGCAUUCACCAGCUUCGUCCUGCUGAACGUCCUGACUGGCGUGUUCUGUAACAGUGCAAUCAAAGCAGCGGAAAGCGACCAUGAAAUGGUAAUUCAGUCGUUGAUCUACAGCAAGAAGAACUUUCAAGAGCUGGUGGAAAACCUCUUCCACAGGAUUGAUGACCUGGGACUGGGGAUGAUCACCAUUAGCGAGUUCGAACGGCACUUCAACGAUGUGCAGGUCCGUGCCUUCUUCGAAUCCUUGGAGAUGGGCGCAGUGGAUGCUUGGACCCUAUUUGCCAGCUUGGACGCCGAUGGCGACAACGUCAUCAGCUUGCAGGACUUCAGCGAGAGAUGCGUUCAGCUGCAUGGGCCUGCUCGCUCGGUAGACCUGUACUCCCUGAAACAGCUCACUGCCAAGCUGCGGCAGGAGCUGCAGCUGGUCUCUGACGCGUUGCUGCCGGCGGGCGACCUGCGCGGCUCGACGCGGGGCUUGAGCAAAGAGCGUGGCACCCGUCGAGUCUCGCCUCCGAUGGUGGCGACCGUCUCCGACGAGCAAUCCAAGUCGCCCGUCGAACUGUGA
Messenger RNA from Durusdinium trenchii, 4092 nucleotides. NCBI's taxonomy places the organism in Eukaryota, Dinophyceae, Suessiales, Symbiodiniaceae. The record is from the annotation of a GenBank genome assembly.